Molecule: messenger RNA, 1793 nt
Organism: Nerophis lumbriciformis (worm pipefish)
Lineage: Eukaryota; Metazoa; Chordata; Actinopteri; Syngnathiformes; Syngnathidae
Gene: dcn
Product: decorin
Molecular function (GO): protein binding
Source: RefSeq, a predicted model, not a curated record
GUUGUGACAGAGCACACCUGCUUGAUCUCCACGCUGAUCGACGCUCCCGAGUCCAAUUAUCCCAAAAGGCCCGAGGAGCCGCUCACUCGCCGCCUCGACUGGAUAUUUGGGAGUCCUUCCCCCGACUUUGCUCAACGCUCCUUCGCCUUGCUUCUGCUGGGAACAGGCUCCCCUGCUAGCAGCACCAUGAGGUCCGCCUGUCUCUCUCUGCUCCUGGUCACCGCCUGCUGGGCUCUGCCCUUCCGCCAGUCCGGCUUCAUGGACUUCAUGAUGGAAGAUGAACCCGGGUCGGCCCUGCCCGACGAAACUAACACCUUUGAAGCGCCCAUGAUGCCUGAAGGACCCAAGUGUCCCUUCCGGUGCCAGUGCCACCUGCGCGUAGUGCAGUGUUCUGACCUCGGUCUGAAGGAAGUUCCCAAAGACAUCCCUGACGACACCACCCUCCUAGACCUGCAGAACAACAAAAUCACUGAGAUCAAGGAGGACGACUUCAAGAACCUCAAGGGGCUGCACGCUCUGAUCCUGGUCAACAACAAGAUCAGCAACAUCCACGCCAAGGCCCUGAACCCUUUGACUAAGCUGCAGCGCCUCUACUUGUCCAAGAACAUGCUGAAGGACAUGCCCGCCAACAUGCCCAAGAGCCUGCAGGAGCUGCGCAUCCACGAGAACGAGAUCACCAAGAUCAAGAAAGCCUCCUUCGAAGGAAUGUCCCAUGUCAUCGUCAUGGAGCUCGGCUCCAAUCCCCUGAAGAGCGCUGGAAUCGACGCCGGAGCAUUCGCCGACCUGAAAAGAGUCUCUUACAUUCGUAUUGCGGACACUAAGAUCACCGAGAUCCCACAAGGUCUCCCAAGCUCGCUUUCUGAGCUCCACUUGGAUGGAAACAAGAUCUCCAAGAUCACUGCUGAGAACCUUAAGGGCCUAAAACAACUGGCUAAGCUGGGUUUGAGCCACAACGAGAUCAGCUCGGUGGAAAACAGCACGCUGGUGAAUGUCCCCCACCUGCGCGAGCUUCACCUGGACAACAACGCUCUGACCAGCGUGCCCCCAGGCCUGCCUGACCACAAAUACAUCCAGGUGGUCUACCUCCAUGUCAACAAGAUCAACGCGGUGGGCACAGACGACUUCUGCCCCCCAGGCUUCAACACCAAGAAGGCCAUGUACUCGGGAAUCAGCCUCUUCAGCAACCCCGUGCCUUACUGGGAAGUCCAGCCCAUCACCUUCCGCUGCGUCUUCGACCGCUCCGCCAUCCAGCUGGGCAACUACAGGAAGAAGUAGAGCGACCACGCCCCCCACCGCCCCACCUCAGAUCCCCUCAUCCACCUCCAACCCCAUCAUUGAGGAAGUGUGCCUUUUGUAAAUGAGUGUGUGAAUGUGUGCAUGUUUGACCACCGUCACCCUCCCCCACACCCCCCACACACACCAACUCUCUCAUAGUGGACAUGGACCUCAAGCACAUGUUUUUUUUUUGUUUUCACUUCUAAGAACACCGUUAUUUAGCUUGGCUUGGUCGGUAGUGAACGCGGCUCGCAUGAAACACAAAGUAGAGCCACAUUAUAUCCUCACGUUCAUACGGUAGCGCAGUUAAUCACGGAAACAUUCCACUGUCUUUUUUUUUUGGACCAGUUGUAAACGAGGCCUGUGGAGCAGGCAGCACACCUGUACCGAUCAUUCCUGCGUGACAGCAUCCAGAAUGUGGACAAAAUAGUCUGUUUGUGCCGAAUGAACGCAACCGUGACUUCAUCACGUCUGUCGCGCUUGCUUCCAAAUUUAGAAUAAACCAUAUAUGUUUUAAA